Dermochelys coriacea (leatherback sea turtle) is the source of this 2642-nucleotide messenger RNA. RefSeq names its product RRAD and GEM like GTPase 2 (gene REM2). The transcript is spliced from 5 exons. The coding region runs from base 344 to 1147 and encodes 267 amino acids. The record is from RefSeq and is a predicted model, not a curated record. NCBI's taxonomy places the organism in Eukaryota, Metazoa, Chordata, Testudines, Dermochelyidae. Gene Ontology annotation, cellular component: plasma membrane. Gene Ontology annotation, molecular function: GTPase activity; GTP binding; calcium channel regulator activity.
CCCCCUGCUAGCCAUCGACCCGCCCCCAGCCCCAUGGGACCGUCGCCCCGCAUCAGCCGGGCAUCGACCCCCUCCCAGCUCUCUGCCCCCCGAGUCCGGCGGCCCCCAAGGGCUCCAGGGCUGUCGCUGAGGGGGAUGGGCGGGGGGUCCCCGGCCCCCCUCACGCGUGACCUCACGGGGGCGGGGCGUCCCCCCGGCGGGGCGGGGGCGGGUUUAAACGGAGCCGCUUCCCGGCCGGCUCCGGAGAAACGCGAGCGCGGGGGCACGGAGGCAGCGGCAGGAACCAGCCCCGGGACCCCCGGACCGGACCGGACCGGGCAGCAGCUCUGCCCCUAGCCCCCCCAUGGCGCUGCCCCCACUGGGGGGGCUCCGGGGGCCCCGCCGGGGUAGCCUGCCCCUGCCCCCCAAGCACCAGCUGCGGCGGGAGGCAGCGGUAGAGGAGCCGGACUCGCCCCCCGAGUCGCCGGGGGAGUCCCCGGGGGGGCCCUACCGGGUGGUGCUGGCUGGCGAGAGCGGCGUGGGGAAGACGGCGCUGGCCAGCAUUUUCGGGGGGCUGCCGGACGGAGCCCCCCACGAGGACGAGCACCCCGCGGACACGUACGAGCGCCGCCUGUCGGUGGACGAGGAGCACACCACCUUGAUCGUCUACGACAUCUGGGACCAGGGCGAGGCGGGUGGCUGGCUGCAGGAGUCGUGUCUGCAGACGGGCGACGCCUUCCUGCUCGUCUUCUCGGUGACCGACAGGCGCAGCUUCAGCUGCAUCCCCCAGACCCUCCUGCGCCUGCGGGAGGGGAGCCCCCACCCCGACCCCCCCGUCAUCCUGGUGGGCAACAAGAGUGACCUGGCGCGCUCCCGAGAGGUUUCGCUGGAGGAGGGCCGCAGUCUGGCUGUGAUGCUGAGCUGCAAACACAUCGAGACGUCGGCUGUGCUGCACCACAACACACGGGAGCUGUUCGAGGGGGCUGUGCGCCAGAUCCGCUUGCGCCACCGCCGGCCCGCCAGGGACGGGGGCCAAGGUGGGGGCCCAGGUGGGCGCCGCGAGAGCCUCACCAAGAAAGCCAAGCGCUUCCUCUCCAGCCUGGUCCCACGCAAUGGCCGGUUCUUCAAGCAACGCUCCAAGUCCUGCAAUGACCUCUCCGUGCUGUGAACCGGCCCUUUAAGAGGAAGCCUCCCCCACCUGCCAGUGGCCGGACCUUUAAGAGCUGCUCCCAGGCGGAGACUCCCACAAUCCCCCUGGCUUCGCACCUCCCCGCCUCCGGUUUGCGAGCUGGGUGAGACUUAAUUUUUGUCCUCGGUAGUUACGCACAUCACCUUUAAGAGGACAUUAAAGGCACCAUGUUUAGUUGGACAAUCGGAGACAUUGUGCACCGGAGUUUUUUUUUGUUAGCCGUAGCCACGCACUUUCCCCUUUAAGGAGGUGUUGAAGGAGCGGUGGCAAUGGGACACACCAAGCUUUUGUUUGCCGCAGUUGUGCAUGUCGCCUUUAAGCGCCAUGUCGUUGGAGAGGCCUGGCCGCCUUUGGGCUGGUUUUUUAUUUGUCUCCCUCACCUUUAAGAGGGUCUUAAAUCUCAGCGAGAGUUUUUAAGGUACCACCUCCGAGUGGAAUUUGAUAUUUGCUCUCCAUGUUUGCACACACCACCGUUAAUGGGGUAUUAAAAGCCCCCUCCCAGCAAAAGGCUGUUUUAUUUGUCCACCACACUUCUGCCCCUCACCUUUAAGAGGGGCUUAAAGGUGCCACUUUGGAACUCUUUGAACAGGUGCUGAUGGAUGGCUUUAAAGUAGAUUUAAUAUUUGACCUCUGCAAUUGUGCGCUGCACCUCUAAGAGGAUUUUAAAGGCAUGGACUUUGAUCAAGCCUUAUUAUUUGUCCACCACAUUCCUGAGCCCCCCCCUUAAAAAGGCUCACCUUGAAUACACCGACCUGAGAAUGUUAUACUGACACACCAAAUGGCUUUGUCAUGAACUCAAUAUUUACCCUCCACACCUGUGCACCUCACCUUUAAGAGACUCUUAAAGUCACCAACUGGGGAAUGAGUUAAUCCGCUACUUCAGCACCUUGUCCUGGAAGCUUUAUUUCUUUAUUUACUAUCCUCCAGAUUUGUGCAUUUUUCCUUGAGCAACCUUCCAGUCCUCCAUGUGUGCACCUCACCUUUACAACGCUCUUGUUAAAGGUGCCGAGGCCAGACAUGUAAAACUUCUACUGGCUUGCCAUAUGUGGGCACCUCCCCUUUAAGAGCAUGUUAAAGGCAUGAUUCAGGUCACAUUUUCUUUGGCUAGCUUUGUUCCUGGAAGAAUUAAUAUUUGCCAUCCUGGUCUUCGAUAUGCGUCUUUAAAGACACAGAGGUGGGGACCUUUCACUCAAACAUGAGAAGUGGACUACUUUGUGAAACUCCUCUUUAAGAGACUCUUGAUGGCACCAGCUUGGGGGACCCUCCUGCCCAGACGUUGUGAUUUCUCCAUGUGCACCUCCCCUUUAAGAACAGCCAACAAAGCACUAACCAGACAGCCUGCCCCUUUGAGAAAAAGAGAGACUCUUAAAGGCACAGGUGGAUUCUCCCCUCUGGGUCUCUGCUUUAAUCUCCCAGAGAUGACACCCCAACACCUCGGUCAGGCUCCCACACUGCCCCCUGCUGAGACUCUGGG